Molecule: messenger RNA, 2685 nt
Organism: Penicillium daleae
Lineage: Eukaryota; Fungi; Ascomycota; Eurotiomycetes; Eurotiales; Aspergillaceae
Product: Hid1 family protein
Exons: 8
Coding region: 1-2685 (894 amino acids)
Cellular component (GO): membrane; Golgi trans cisterna; Golgi medial cisterna
Source: RefSeq, a predicted model, not a curated record
AUGGGGGCCUCGGAGUCAAAGCUUGUCUUCAAGCAGGGCAUCUUCCGCCUGUCGGAGGAGAAGGAGAUCCCCGCAGAUGACCCCUACUGGACGCGAUUCUGGGAACUCCCCGAAUCUACAGAGGAUGUCUUCAGCUUAUUUACGCCGGCUGACAUCCGCCGAACGCGCGAUCAUGCCUUAUCCAACUUCGAAACCCUGUUACUAUCAGUCUCGUCUCGACUCGUAGUCCUCAAGAAUCAUCCCUCGUUUCCGGACCCAGACCUCGCCCCCGAGCGCGAUGUACUCAACUGCAUUCGUAUCCUCACUCGCCUUCUCCCCUUUGUCUACGAAGCCGAACACCUGGAGGACUGGGAAGAGAAGUUCUUCUGGGCGCGUCGCAAGAAGAAGACCAGAGAAGCACAAAUUGCCGGAGAAGUCCUGUUCGAUGAGGCGCAGCUGGAUCAGCAAAAGGGGCAGUCCCCACGCGCAGAGGAAUAUGAGGACGUGAAGCCUCUGGCGGAGGAGCUGAUCGAUACUCUGCUUGACCUCCUGUUCUUCGCAGGCUUCACUAUCCCGGUCCUCCCGACUGCGAAGAGCAAGAUUUCAUACUCGAUCUGGCAGAGUGGUGUUGGCUGCAACACAGCGAUGGGAUCCAACAAGACUUUGGAAAACAACCGUUGUGAGGUUCUGCGACUAUUGUUGACCAUGACUGGAAAGGCAAUGUAUCUGCCAUCGAACACACUCCCCGUACAAGGUGUCAAGGCAAUUACCUAUAUCACCACUUGCCAAGAUAAGCAAUCCGUGUUGACGCUACUGUGUUCCCUUCUGAAUACGGCCAUGAAAUAUAACCCUGCAGCAUGGCAUGUUCCCUACGACCAUGUCGUGUGGAAAGAUCCCAAGCAAAUCCUGGUGAUCUAUUGCUUGCAGCUUCUCCUCGUUCUCCUCUUGUAUCCCAUCCCGGAAGAUGGCCGUGGUGCUCCGCCAAAGAACUACUAUCGUCACUACUUUGGAAGGUUGCACAGGCCCCAAGACUUCCAAUUCCUUGUGGAUGGUAUGGCGAGGAUUCUGAAUCAGCCUAUGCAAGCUACGACUUCAUAUCUCCCUGGGAGUCAACGAUCUGUGAAAUGGGCCCCCGAGAUUUUGAUUCUGUUCUGGGAGACCUUGCAAUGCAACAAGCGGUUCCGAUCCUUCAUCAUCGAUUCCAAUCGCUCACAUGACUUUUUGAUUCUGUGCAUCUUCUAUGCUAUGGAAUACAGGACUGAGCCGUCGAAGCAAGGAGUCGUGCGACUCUGUAUCUUCAUUCUCCAAACGAUGAGUGCCGAACCAAACUUCGGAAAGAGCCUGAACAUGAAGUUCGAGGCACAAGAAACCCUGCCGCAAUCUAUCCGGCUUAUGAAGUUCCGCGGCACUUAUGCCGACUAUCUUAUCAUGUCAAUCCAAACCCUCAUGACUACCAGCAAAGGAAAUCUGGACACAGUCUACCCUGCGCUACUUAUCAUCCUCAACAAUGUUGCCUCUCAUAUCAAGCAUAUUUCCCCGAGCGCCUCUUCUAAGGUCAUUCAACUUUUCUCUUCAAUGUCUGCGCCAAGUUUCCUGCUCGCCAAUGACUCCAACCAUACACUUCUUGCAUCCCUGCUUGACUUUAUCAAUGCGAUUGUUGAGCAUGGCUUCAAUGAAAACCCAUACCUCGUUUAUGCGAUUCUGAAAUAUAAGGAUCGAUUCGAAGCCGUCCGAGCAUUCACCCUCGAAAGCGGGCAGCAAGAAAUCGAACGCCAGAGAGAAAAGCGCAAAGCUGGAGACUCUUCGGGCGACCUGGUUACGAGUCCCACGCUUUCUCACUCCGAGGAAGACCUUCAUGCCCCUUCGGGUGCUAGAUCGCCCCUUACACGUAUCCCUGAAGAGAACAGCGCAUUUGCUAUUGGUGAUGACGAUUCCGACGAUGAGGCAGAAGGAGGAGGCCCACGGACGCCUUCCCAAUCUUCACCGUCCGCUCAGACAUCACGUAGGCCCUCGUUCGCGUCGACAACGGAUGAGACCAGCUCUCAAAUCAGGGGCAUCUCCGAGAAAGCACGUGGUAAACUACCAGCUGGAAGACCGUCAGUCUCGCGACAGAAUAGCAUGACUAGCCAGACCAGUAUGUCUGCGUUGUUCUCCGCAUCAUCUACUGGUUUCGUCCCGACCGUGGCUUGGCUUGAGUCCUGGUUGCCAGAGCUUCCUCUUCACACGAUUAUUACUCUCAUUUCUGCCAUUGCGUCACACAUUCCCGACGCAGCCCUUCAAGCCACCUCUAGCCCAGAGGCUCGUACUCUGAUCCACAACCUGCCGUCUUUUGCUGAGGAGCCCCAAAUCACAAGCAUCAUCUCGGAGCCUACGCCAGUACGUGCACAAUCUUUCGAAUGGUCGGCCCUUUCGAUGGGCUGGUACGAAUCCCUGCUCUGGGGCUUCAUCUUCUCCAGCGAGAUGGUCGUGGGUUCUGCUGCGGGCGCCACCCCAGGCACUGUCGGUGUAUGGAAUGGCACUGCCAUUCGACUGUUCAGAGUGCAAGAAGCUGCCGCUCAAGGGCCCACCUUGCUUGCCCCGAAGGGUGCCGUAGAUGCCGUGGGCAGCAAUUUGGUCCAACGCAUUGGGAAUCUCAGCCUCCGCGGCCGCAACUCUGUGUCCCAGGAAUCCGGUAGUGGUGGUUCUCCAAGCGUAAGGGAAGUUUGA